Pseudomyrmex gracilis is the source of this 396-nucleotide messenger RNA. RefSeq names its product cytochrome P450 6d3-like. Lineage: Eukaryota; Metazoa; Arthropoda; Insecta; Hymenoptera; Formicidae. The annotation marks the transcript as partial. The transcript is spliced from 2 exons. The record is from RefSeq and is a predicted model, not a curated record. Gene Ontology annotation, molecular function: oxidoreductase activity, acting on paired donors, with incorporation or reduction of molecular oxygen; iron ion binding; heme binding.
CGCGAUAUUUAUUUAAAAUAUAAGGACCAUCGCGCAAUUGGAACGUACACAUUUUUCAAGCCGAACCUUGUGAUUGCCGAUCUCGAUCUUGUCCGCAUAGUGCUGACCAAAGAAUUUGCUAGUUUCCAUGAUCGUGGAUACUACUGCAACGAAAAAGUAGAUCCGUUAUCCGGCAACUUAUUUUUAUUGCCUGGAAGAAAAUGGAGAAAUUUACGCGUCAAGCUGACACCUACAUUUACUUCAGGAAAACUCAAGCAAAUGUUUGAAGUUCUGAAAGAUUGCGGCGAAGAACUCGCGACAUCUUUAGAAGAAGAAGCCAAAACGGAAUCAUGCAUCGAAAUAAAGGAAAUAUUCGCAAGAUAUACUAUAGACGUCAUCAUGUCCGCAGCUUUUGGA